AUGGGUUGGUUCUGGGCUGAUUCGGAAGCGUCAAAUUCAACCACCAGCGGUUGUCCUGUUAACCACAAGGCUUUGGCCUCUUCCGGUGGUUCAUGUCCUGUCAAGCAUACCAAAAAGAAAGACACACAAGACCCCGUCCCAGCAGUUUGCCCUGUCGAUCAUAAAGGUAUUAACCCAUUGAACAACAUGCCGAAAUUCAUCUCUUCUGCAAAACUCCCUGGUCAAAAAUUGGAUUUGCCUACUGAAAGAACUAUUUCUACUAUUCCAAGAGGUGCCGAUGAUGGGGAAGGUUUUUGGGAAUAUCCAUCACCUCAACAGAUGUUAAAUGCUAUGGUGCGUAAGGGCAAAGAUGAGGGAGUCGAAGAGGAUGCCGUCGAAUCGAUGGUUGACGUUCAUAACUUUCUUAAUGAGGGCGCUUGGCAAGAAAUUCUUGAGUGGGAAAAACCAUACACCCACAAAGCUAAAAUACAACCUAGAUUGGCUAAAUUCACAGGUAGACCUGAUGAAAUGUCUCCUAGAGCUACUAUGUAUAUGUACUUGUCCAAAGUGUUGCCAACUUAUUUUGGUGAUAAUCCUCCAUUUGAUAGACAUGAUUGGACGGUAUUGCGAAGUGAAGGAAUUGAUUCGGAAACUGGCAGCAAUAAAUGGAAAGAGGUCCGUUACGUGAUUGACUAUUAUGGAGGCGCUGAUAGUGAAGAAGGUCAUCCAACUUUCUUUUUAGAUGUCAGACCUGCCUUGGACAAUCCACAGAAUGCAUGUGAUAGAUGGAAGAAGUGGAGUGGUCCUUGGAUCUCCAAAGCUUUAGGUAGAGAUGGUGAGAAAUAG
Molecule: messenger RNA, 825 nt
Organism: Saccharomycopsis crataegensis
Lineage: Eukaryota; Fungi; Ascomycota; Saccharomycetes; Ascoideales; Saccharomycopsidaceae
Gene: CYC3
Product: holocytochrome c synthase CYC3
Exons: 2
Coding region: 1-825 (274 amino acids)
Biological process (GO): cytochrome c-heme linkage
Cellular component (GO): mitochondrion
Molecular function (GO): holocytochrome-c synthase activity
Source: RefSeq, a predicted model, not a curated record